Messenger RNA from Cucurbita maxima (winter squash), 828 nucleotides. RefSeq names its product protein GLUTAMINE DUMPER 1-like. The transcript has a single exon. NCBI's taxonomy places the organism in Eukaryota, Viridiplantae, Streptophyta, Magnoliopsida, Cucurbitales, Cucurbitaceae. Bases 74 to 613 code for a protein of 179 amino acids. Gene Ontology annotation, biological process: regulation of amino acid export. The record is from RefSeq and is a predicted model, not a curated record.
AAAUAACGGUUCACGCCCCCAAGGCUUCAACAUCUUCAUCUCAAUUCUCAACCAUUUGCGAACCCUUUUAACAAUGGUGGCCAACAGAGAGCCCUUGGACGUUUCACGGCACUCAGCCGCACCUGAACCCCAAUUACAUUUCCCGCAACAACAACGGCAGCAGCAGCUGCAGCACUCCCCUUGGCAUUCCCCUGUCCCUUACUUGUUCGGUGGUUUGGCUGCUAUGUUAGGACUCAUCGCUUUUGCGCUUCUAAUCCUCGCUUGCUCUUACUGGAAGCUCUCCGGCUACCUCGACAGCGGCGACGGUACCAAUCGGGAGCCCAACCUGGAGGCCGGCAACGACGACACCCAGAAACGCCCUUCCCCUGUUUUUGAAGAGAAAAUAUUGGUUAUUAUGGCUGGAGAAAUCAAGCCCACGUAUUUGGCUACUCCCAUGUCUAGCAGAUCCUCUUCUUUUGGGGAUACCAAAAGCAAUAGUAGUUGUAGCAGCAGUGCGACUGGUACCGCCGACAAGGAUGAAAAAGAGACGGCGAAACAGAGCAUCGGAAAUCAGGAGGCUCAGAGUAUAGAAAACAAAGAAACUCCUGAAUCUUCAGAUCAGACGACCAAUUAACAUAAUUUUUUUAAAUAAUUUUAUUGGGGUUUGGUUUGUUUUUGUUUUUGUUUUUGUAUAUAUACAUAUAUAUAAAAACACGAGCUUUGGUAGUAUUCUUAAGUUGCUAAGAUUUUUUUUACCCUCUCUGAAAUCUGUAAAUCUAGCUGAGACGGAAUGAAUCUUUUGCCUCUUUGAAAAUCAAAACUAGUUUCCUUCUCUUACACACAAUUGAG